This is a messenger RNA of Tetranychus urticae (two-spotted spider mite), 1189 nucleotides long. RefSeq lists its product as uncharacterized. The record is from RefSeq and is a predicted model, not a curated record. Lineage: Eukaryota; Metazoa; Arthropoda; Arachnida; Trombidiformes; Tetranychidae.
UUGUUAAUAGCAUUCAAAGGUUUAUUAAAACCAUAGUCUGGAAGCAGUAAAAUUGUGUAUACGUAUUGGGUUUAUUAUUUGUGAACAGUCGAAAAUAUUGUGAAAGAUUUUCUGCUGUAAUUAAAAUGGCUACUUUACGAUCAUCAGGAUGUAAAUGCAAAAUUGGAGUACCAUUCAUGUUGAUGGCGCUUGUUUUAGUUUUGCCAUUAACUCGAUCAGCACCAUUGGAAGAAGCCAAGUUCUUGCGACAGAUUGCUGAUCAAUACAGUGCUCCACUGGUUGUCUCAUUCCUACAUUCUAGGAUCCAGAAAAACGAAGAAAUGAUUACCAAAAUUAAAAGCUCUCUUAAAGAUUUGGAUCAAUCAAAAGUUGAUGUCUUUGAUUUGGCUGGAAAGACGCUUGAAUUAUUGGACGAGCAGUUAACUGCUCUUGAAAAGGCGGAUUACUUUGAUUUCAAUGGAACUGAAAAAGUAAAGUAUUUUAUUGAACAGUUCAUCAUGCAAAAUGAAAUGUAUCCAGUUGAGUUUGGUUCCUAUGGAUCAGUUAAGGUUGUUGUUACUCCAGACGCUUUGUUGGAAGAUCUUCCAUUGAAAACCAGCGAUGUAUUGAUCAGUUCGACUAAUACUAUGAUCCAAACAUACUUGACGGAUAUCGAUGAAAAAGAGCGAAGUUUUGGUAGCAAUCGAAUGCAAAAACUGUCUGCUUUCAUGGCGAAACGAGAGCUGAAGCUGUUGGCCGAUUAUUCGUAUCCCCCAAAUAAUGGUAACUACGGUUACAAUAAUGUCAAUGAUCCUCGUAAAGUUGCAAUUGGUACAGUGCUAAGAAAAGUAAAGACGAUUGUUGACUUCUUUUACGCACAGUUCAACCAUUUGGCUGAUCCAAAGUCAACCAUCAAAGGGAAUGAAGUAACUAAUAGCCACGAGCCUCGAAUCGAGGUGGUUACAUCUACUCCUAGUCAAGAGACAACACCACCCUAUUAACACUGAACGAACGUAGUUUGUGAAUCUGAUUGUCAAUAAAAACGAGUGGAAAUCCAUUUUAAUAUCGUCACCUGUGACCGAGAAUCACAGUUCCACUCUGGUCCUAGAAUGCAAAUGAAAACCUUUUCUUUUGUUAGUCAAAUCAUAUUUCCAUUACUCUAAACAUGAAAAAACAAUUUAAUUACUAAAUUAAACAAGUUAUUAUUCAA